Messenger RNA from Mangifera indica (mango), 1635 nucleotides. RefSeq names its product sodium/calcium exchanger NCL2-like. Gene Ontology annotation, molecular function: calcium:proton antiporter activity; calcium ion binding. The transcript has 8 exons. Gene Ontology annotation, cellular component: membrane. Bases 1 to 1635 code for a protein of 544 amino acids. The record is from RefSeq and is a predicted model, not a curated record. Gene Ontology annotation, biological process: calcium ion transmembrane transport; intracellular calcium ion homeostasis. Lineage: Eukaryota; Viridiplantae; Streptophyta; Magnoliopsida; Sapindales; Anacardiaceae.
AUGGAGAUUUCCAAACCUGUGUAUCUCGUUUUUCGUCUUCUUGCUCUGAUAAUUGUCAUUGAGGUUUCAGGCCGCCCGACGCCUGCAUCCAGCUCUGCAGAACUGAUUUCAGAUGGCGGCAAUGAUCGUGAAGUCACAAAACAAGCUUCUUAUUUACCCAAUGACACAGGAUUGAAAUCUGAAACUCAGGAUUGCAAGCAAAUGUAUGCAUCUGAACUCCUGAACAGUAAAGACGAAGCUAAAGAUUAUGUUCACACUGGAGUUGGGUUGUUGGCUGGAUCUUCAAUUUGGCAGCUCACUGUAAUCUGGGGAACUUGUGUAAUACUUGGCAGUCAAGUCCUUCACACUGGUUCUUCAGAGACUAAUUAUACCUCUCUCUCCAAUGGAACAACCACAGAAAAUUUUUCUCUUGACACACCCACGUCAAAAUUGACAGAUUCCGGUAUAACUACUGAUAAGGAGAUUAAAUACAUUGCGAGGAUUAUGUUCUCCUCGUUGACACCAUUUCUGAUCAUUCAACUCCUGAAGAUUGCCCAAUCGUCAUAUGGGCAACAAGCAGUGAUGUUGAUUGAUCUUUUUGUUACCCUUGUGUUCUUAUUCUUGUACUUCUUCUACCAGAUUUUCCAGCGCUGGAUUCAACAAAGAAGACUGGAGCUUUUCGAAGAGAUAGAUCGUAAUGGAGAUGGUGUCAUAUCACCUUCAGAGCUAAGGGAGGUUCUUCUUGAGGUCAGGUUUAGUGGCCUGCAGAUUGAUAAGGAGAAAGUAGUUGCCGAAGGGAUCAAAGAGUUUGACAUUGAUGGAGAUCAGAAAAUAACCAAAGAUGAGUUCGGAACUGUAUUUACAAGGUGGCUUGAUGAGGCAAAGAAUGCAAUGGAUAAAAAAUAUCAUUCACAAGGUGGAAUUAUGAGACAAGAUGGCACACUUGAUAAAGCUGCUAUUAGAAGGUUGUUUGAAAAAAUUGAUCUUGACGGAAAUAACUUCAUUUCUCAACACGAAUUGAAAGAACUAAUGGUCAAUAUCAAGUUUGGUAAGGUUCCAGAUGAAGCUGUAGCCAAACCGAAUAAUUACCAGAACAUGAUUGAAAUGUUUGUGCAGAAAACUUGGGAAGAAACAGACAAGCUGGUGGAUGAUGAAAAUAGUAUUGGAGUGGUUGAAGAUAAGUCAAAAUGGGCUUGGCUUAAAGCUAUAAUGUACGUGGUGAUUGGCAUUGCUAUGUUAUCUGUUCUCGCUGAACCUCUGAUUUACAGUGUUGAAAAUUUCUCCAAUUCUGCAAACAUACCAUCUUUCUUCAUCUCAUUCAUCCUAGUUCCAUUGGCAACCAAUUUUAGAGCAGCAACUUCAGUAAUCUCCGCCGCAUAUCAGAAGAAACCACGGACUACUUCCUUGAUCUAUGGUGGGGUAUUUAUGAACAAUGUCCUGGGUUACGCCGUUCUGUUAUCGCUUAUUUAUUUCCGAGGAAUCACGUGGGAAUAUUCUGCUGAAUUACUGGCUGUAGUAACCGUUUGCAGUGUGAUGGGUGCCAUUGCGAGCUUUCGCUCCACCUUCCCUGUCUGGAUAUCGGUUAUAGCGAUUCUGCUUUACCCUUUAUCUUCGUUCCUCGUUUAUCUUUUGAAUGAUGUUCUGAGUUAUGUUUAA